Messenger RNA from Rubroshorea leprosula, 1380 nucleotides. The record is from the annotation of a GenBank genome assembly. Lineage: Eukaryota; Viridiplantae; Streptophyta; Magnoliopsida; Malvales; Dipterocarpaceae.
AAAAGAAUUGCUUCUGUUUUUCAGUUUCUCUGUUCUUUCAUGAGUAAUAAUGGGUAUCUUCUUAAUUUUUGGGUAGCUGCCGUGGCAUGGGAGGCUGGGAAGCCACUGGUGAUAGAAGAGGUGGAGGUGGCACCGCCACAGGCAAAUGAAGUUCGUGUGAAGAUCCUUUUCACUGCUUUAUGUCACACUGAUGUCUACUUCUGGGAAGCAAAGGGACAGAACCCAUUGUUUCCUAGAAUCUUUGGCCAUGAGGCAGCCGGGAUUGUCGAAAGUGUUGGUGAAGGUGUAACGGAGCUAAAGCCAGGGGAUCAUGUCCUUCCUGUGUUCACAGGAGAAUGCAAGGAAUGCGCUCACUGUAAAUCCGAAGAGAGCAACAUGUGUGACCUGCUCAGGAUCAACACUGACAGGGGCGUCAUGAUCAAUGAUGGGAAAUCAAGAUUCUCCAUCAAUGGCAAACCCAUUUACCAUUUUGUUGGGACUUCCACCUUCAGUGAGUACACUGUUGUUCACGUUGGUUGUUUAGCCAAGAUCAAUCCCUUGGCUCCUCUUGACAAAGUCUGUGUUCUCAGUUGUGGGAUUUCCACAGGUCUUGGUGCCACUCUUAAUGUUGCAAAACCAACAAAGGGUUCCACUGUGGCUGUCUUUGGACUAGGAGCUGUAGGCCUUGCUGCUGCUGAAGGAGCCAGAAUUGCUGGUGCUUCAAGGAUCAUUGGUGUUGAUGUGAACCCAAGUAGAUUUGAAGAAGCAAGAAAGUUCGGCGUGACUGAGUUUGUGAACCCCAAAGACCACAAGAAACCUGUCCAAGAGGUUCUUGCUGAGCUGACCAAUGGAGGAGUUGAUAGAAGUGUUGAAUGUACUGGGAAUAUCGAUGCCAUGAUUUCUGCAUUCGAAUGUGUCCAUGAUGGUUGGGGCGUUGCAGUUCUUGUAGGGGUUCCACACAAAGAUGCUGUGUUCAAGACUCACCCAGUGAAUAUUCUAAAUGAAAAGACUCUCAGGGGAACCUUCUUUGGAAACUACAAACCCCGUACCGAUCUUCCCUCAGUGGUGGAGAAAUACAUGAACAAGGAACUCGAACUAGACAAGUUCAUCACCCACACUACUACAUUCUCCGAGAUCAACAAGGCCUUCGAGUACAUGCUCAAAGGCGAAAGUCUUCGAUGCAUCAUCCGCAUGGAAGAGUAGAUAUUGCUGAACCAUUUGAAUAGCACUAUUUUCAUAACAAUGCUUCAGGUUUGAAUAAGAUUUAUUUCAGUUUGUACGGUAGCAGAAAUGUUGUACUUAACCAACUUCUGGUGAGAUGGGAUCAUUCGUCUUUCCGCAGUUUCGAAAGCUUUAUUCUAUCUUGUAAAUAUACAGUAAAAAUAAAACUGUUUCCCUUGC